Melanotaenia boesemani (Boeseman's rainbowfish) is the source of this 2565-nucleotide messenger RNA. RefSeq names its product acyl-CoA synthetase family member 2 (gene acsf2). Gene Ontology annotation, biological process: fatty acid metabolic process. Gene Ontology annotation, molecular function: medium-chain fatty acid-CoA ligase activity. The coding region runs from base 215 to 2056 and encodes 613 amino acids. The record is from RefSeq and is a predicted model, not a curated record. NCBI's taxonomy places the organism in Eukaryota, Metazoa, Chordata, Actinopteri, Atheriniformes, Melanotaeniidae. The transcript has 16 exons.
ACACAAGUACAUCGGGAUCAAGGUUCGAGCAAGAAGCAUAAGUUAGCGGCACACUCACCAAAAAAACAGCGUUUUCCUGCCGAUCAUUCGCGCUGAGCGGUGCGUCCUGCGGUGCGCAGCGGUCAGCCUGAAGAGUCCCUGCAGCCUGAAGCUCACAGUUUGUCGGCUCCAGUUUUUAGUGUAUUGGAGGCGCGGUGAUCAGAAGCUGUACGAGAUGAUCCCCAGCUUUGUGUUUCGUUCUCAAUCUCUUUGGGGCAACCGCGCUUUUUCCGCAGCUUUGAAGGGUUUGCGGACAUCAUGGACACGUCAGCCUGGAUUACCAACAACCGCGCGUUUCAUCCAUGUGGAGUGUCCGCCCAUCAUCCCCACUCUCACCACCAGCUACGCCCAUGGCACGUCUUCCAUGUCACUGCUCCAUGAUACAGUAGCAGAGGCUCUGCUGAAGACUGUGGAGCGCUGGCCUGACAGAGAGGCCAUGGUCUUUGUGGAGGACGGAGUCCGCAAGACCUUUGCACAGUUUCAACAAGAUGUGGACCAGGCUGCAGCCGGGCUACUGGCACUUGGACUGAAGAAAGGAGACCGACUCGGCAUGUGGGGGCCAAACACUUAUGAAUGGGUCCUGUUCCAGUUUGCAACAGCCAAAGCUGGCAUCAUACUGGUGUCUGUGAACCCAGCAUACCAACUGCAGGAAGUUGAGUUUGCACUGCGCAAAGUCGGCUGUAAAGCUAUUGUAUGCCCUGCACAGUUUAAGACUCAGAAGUACUGUGACAUGUUGAGGAAGAUCUGUCCAGAAAUUGAGUCAUCAACCCCAGGAGACAUCAAGAGCGCCAGACUCCCAGAACUCCGCUCUGUGAUUGUGCUGGACAGUCGACAGCCGGGAAUGUUUCACUUUGAUGAUGUAAUGCAGGCCGGCGGCAGCCAGCACAUGCAGCAGCUGCAGGAUCUGCAGAGGAAGAUCUGCUUUGACGACCCCAUAAACAUCCAGUUCACCUCGGGGACUACAGGAACUCCAAAAGGCGCCACCCUGUCACAUCACAACAUCAUCAACAAUGCCUACUUUGUUGGAAACAGAGUGGGAUACAACUGGAGGCCUCACACUCGUGUCUGCGUGCCCGUUCCUCUGUACCACUGCUUCGGCUCUGUCGGGGGUGGAAUUGUUAUGGCAGUGCAUGGCGUCACGCUGGUCUUUCCCUCUGCUGGCUACAGCGGGAAGGCCAACCUCGCAGCUAUGGAGAGUGAGAGGUGCACCUUCAUUUAUGGUACUCCCACCAUGUACGUUGACAUGGCCAGCCAGCUGGAUUUGUCUAAAUAUGACUUGUCAUCAGUGGUGGCAGGCAUCAUGGCUGGUUCCCCGUGUCCCCCUGAACUUGUGAGGAAGGUUGUGUCUUUAAUGGGCAUCAAAGGAAUAACUAUUGCAUAUGGCACCACGGAGAACAGUCCCGUCACAUUCCUUGCCUCCCCAAUGGACAACAUACAGAGGAAGAGUGAGACGGUUGGCUACAUCACGGACCACUUAGAGGCCAAAAUAGUGAAUCCUACAACCGGAGAGAUUGUUCCUUUGGGAAUGAAGGGGGAGAUAAUGAUCAGAGGAUACUGCGUGAUGUUGGAGUAUUGGGCCGACCAAAAUAAAACAGAAGAGAGUAUCACUAAAGAUGGCUGGUACAAAACUGGAGACAUCGGCAGCAUGGACCCGUACAGCUACCUGAAAAUCGAUGGCAGGAGUAAAGACAUGAUCAUCAGAGGAGGAGAGAACAUUUACCCUGCUGAGAUCGAACAGUUUCUGCACACACACCCCAAAGUAAUGGAGGCACAGGUGGUCGGCGUGGAGGAUGUCCGUAUGGGGGAGGAGGUGUGUGCCUGCAUCAAACUGGUGGACGGUCAGGAGUGUACUGCAGAGGAGAUCAAGGCUUACUGCAAAGGACAGAUUUCUCACUUCAAGAUUCCUCGAUACAUCCUCUUCGUGACCAGCUAUCCACUCACUGUAACUGGAAAGAUACAGAAGCACAAACUACGCGAAGAAGCCGAGAAGCAGCUGCAGCUGAAGGGGGAGAAAUAAAACACUACCGAUAUGUACGGAGAGAAUUCAGUUACUAUAUUCAUUGUAUAAGCAGGAUAUAUCACACACCAGAAAUACCAAUUGAGACUGAACACAACCAGCCAUCAGGGCGGGUUGAAACGUCUGAAGAGCCUCAGCUUUCUGUGGGCAGGGAUGAAGCCACACACUGUGGUAGGAAAAAAAAUCCCCCCCAAAAAACAAAACAUGAAAACACAUUAUCAUGCUGCUUUAAACACUCAAAAGAAUUAAUGCAGAAAAUAGUCCCCAACACAAAAACUACUAUAAAAUACCAACUUAAUGAGGAAGAAGAGCUUUGGUUGAGAGAGUAAAAACAAAUGAUUGCAGCAUUUUUAUAGGAUUUGAUAAGAUAGAGAACAGCACUUUUAUAAUUCCCUGGAUGUUUAGCGAGGCUUAACAUGUUGAACAGUUCAGUUUUUAUCCUGCAGAAAGCCAUGAAACUACUCUUUUUUAUAUCAAAUUGAAAUAAACUUUCCAUUUUAUUAAAACCA